This is a messenger RNA of Abrus precatorius (Indian licorice), 1852 nucleotides long. Its product is annotated as DNA-binding protein BIN4. The transcript is spliced from 12 exons. The record is from RefSeq and is a predicted model, not a curated record. Gene Ontology annotation, molecular function: double-stranded DNA binding. Gene Ontology annotation, biological process: chromosome organization; DNA endoreduplication. The coding region runs from base 227 to 1477 and encodes 416 amino acids. Lineage: Eukaryota; Viridiplantae; Streptophyta; Magnoliopsida; Fabales; Fabaceae. Gene Ontology annotation, cellular component: DNA topoisomerase type II (double strand cut, ATP-hydrolyzing) complex; nucleus.
CGCGUCGUUGGCAAUGUUCUGCAACGCAAGCCCAAAAGGAAGUUCCCGCUCUCUCUCGUUAGCUAGUAAGAACCAUUGAGUGAACGAAGCUAUUUACUAUCUACCAUUCCAUACCAUAGCAAAAGCACAGAAAUUACCUAACUCUUUUUCCUUCCACGUUUCGGUUGUAAUCUCUUCAAAUUCGAGAGGGGUCAAAGCGGUUUUUAUUUAGUAUUUAUCCCUGCAAAUGAGCAGUUCAAGGGACAGUUCCCCGGAUUGGUUGCGUUCUUUUCAGGUGCCAACUCAUUCGCCUUUGACGCUGUCUUCUGAUUCUGGGUCUUUACGUGAUGGUGGCUCUUGGAAUGAGGAUAAUACUGAUGAUGAGGGGUCAUCUCCAAAGUCAUCCAGACUUUCAAAGGAUACCAAGAGCAAGGCUACCAAGUCUUCAUCUAGAAAGACAUUGGAAGCAACGAGUACUAAAAUAGAAGAUGAAAUGCCGUCCAGAAGAAAGAAAGUAGACAAGCAAAAGGCCAAAGAAGGAAACAAAGGGGAAAAGAAGAUUGAGAAUGAAUCAAACACUGACAAGCGUAUACAGCAUAAAGAGUCUAUUCAUUCAAUUUGGACACUAUCGUCAGAUUCUGAGUCAUGUCAUGAUCAAAGCCCAAAAGAAGAAGAUCAUAUUGAUCAUGCAGAAACUUCUCAGCAUCAAAGAUCUCAAUUCCUUGGCAGAGAACACGGGGAUGCACUUGUCAUAGGCAAUGAUAGAAAAUCUCCAUCCAAAAAGGCUUCAAAAAAGAAGUCUUCACAAGAACAAAUAGAUGUAGAAAGUCACACACCAGCAAAAGAGAAGAAAAUAAAGGGCAGUGCAAAGGGAAAAGAUAGCGGUGGAGAUGUGGAAGUUGAAGAGGAAGGAGCUUGUGAAAAGCUUGCUGAACCAAAUGUUUCCUCUUCAAGGUUGCCUUUGAUGCUUUCUGAGAAAGUUCAUCGUACAAAGGCACUUAUUGAGUGUCAAGGUGACUCCAUAGAUCUGAGUGGUGAUGUAGGAGCUGUUGGCCGAAUCAUAGUUUCAGAUUGCCCAUCUGGGGACCAGGAGAUGUAUUUAGACUUGAAAGGAACAAUAUACAAAACAUCUAUAGUUCCUUGCCGGACAUUUUGCGUUGUUAGCUUUGGGCAGUCAGAGGCAAAGAUUGAGGCCAUCAUGAAUGACUUUAUACAGCUGAAGCCACAGUCUAACGUGUAUGAAGCUGAAACUAUGGUUGAAGGGACAUUGGAUGGCUUCUUUUUUGAUUCGGAUGAGGAAGCUGGCAAGAUGCAGAAGUCCACCCACCAAACUGAUCAAAACGAGCAUGGUGAGGAACAAACUAAUGGUAAAUUGAAAGGGAAGGACAAAACAUCAGGUGCUGAAAAGAAAAGAGGUAGAAGUACAGGAGGAAAACCACAAGCAAAGAUAGUAAAGAAAAAAACUCCAGGUUCCAAGAGGGCAAAAACAAAGAAAUGAAUCAAAGAAGCUCUGCAAUUUCUUGUAUAUCCAUGAAUCAAUAGACUCAAUCUUUGGAUCAAAAGUACGAUGCUGAAUUACUUUACCCAUGACAGGGAUGGUGAUAAUACAACAACUGUCGUUAGAGUUCUUAUCAAACCCACACAGAAGAAUUCAAAGCUUAUGAUAUGAUCAGCUGAAUGAGUUCUUAUAAAUUCCUUUUUAUGUUCCUAAUUCUCAAACCUGUUGUAAUAUUACUCACUGUAGUUUAUUCUUUUUCAGUGAAUAUUAUUUGUUAUCUUUGAAUUGAUCUGUAUUAGCCGGCUCUUAUUAUCUGGAAGGGCUGGUUUCUAAAAUUUCCGCAGAAUAUUUAGUAUAGAGUAUGUGAGAAUGAAU